Didymella exigua CBS 183.55 is the source of this 1821-nucleotide messenger RNA. RefSeq names its product 2,2-dialkylglycine decarboxylase. The transcript is spliced from 2 exons. Gene Ontology annotation, cellular component: mitochondrion. Lineage: Eukaryota; Fungi; Ascomycota; Dothideomycetes; Pleosporales; Didymellaceae. The record is from RefSeq and is a predicted model, not a curated record. Gene Ontology annotation, molecular function: transaminase activity; pyridoxal phosphate binding. The coding region runs from base 320 to 1669 and encodes 449 amino acids.
ACGACGACAAAACAGCGGACACAACGCGCAGCCACGAGCCCGAGCGCAAAGAUCGGGAAACUUGAUUGUCUCGGGAAAAUUCCCACUAGCGCAUUCUUCUUCGUAUCUCGCCGUGAUCUCGGCAAUUACUGCAUUCGUCCCAUCUCACUUCAAACACGGUUGAAUAUGCAGCGAGCGACUCUCUCACAGGGCUUGUCUACUUUCCGUCGGCAAGCCAGCCCAGACACACAGCUCCGCAUGUCUUGUAACUAUAUCAGAAUGCGUCUGCCCACGGUGAUGUCUCUCGCCAAACUCAAGCUACCUACCACAUUACUCCCCAAUGGCUCGUCUCUACGACUCCGUGGACGCUGAGCAGCUCCAAAGGGAUGCGGACGAAUGUCUGUUGACCUAUGGCACAGCCUUCCACCCUGAGAUCAUCACAUCAACGGACGGUAUUUACAUGGAGACGCAGAGUGGACACAGGAUGAUGGACUUCACAUCGGGACAAAUGUCGACAUUAAUCGGACAUGGCCACCCAGAGGUCGUGAAGGUCGUCAGCGACCACGCACAGCAUCUCGACCAUCUCUUCAGCGGCAUGAUUAGCCCUCCUGUCAUCAGCCUUGCUAAGCGCUUGACAGGAGCUGCACCUGCAGGUCUUGACAAGGCGUUCUUUCUCAGCACUGGCGGUGAAAGUAAUGAGGCAGCGAUCCGCCUGGCUAAAUUUUACACUGGAAAGUUCGAGAUAGUUGGUCUCGCUGCUUCAUGGCACGGAAUGACCGGAGCAUCGCUCGGCGCACAGUACCACGCCGGACGCUCUGGCUAUGGACCCAACAUGAUUGGUAACCUUGCACUGCCCACACCAAACUCGUACCGAUCAAUCUUCCGCAAACCUGAUGGAUCGCACGACUGGAGGACUGAACUGGACUACGGCUUCGACCUUUUGGACAAGCAGUCCUGUGGCUCACUUGCUGCGGUCAUCGUCGAACCUAUCUUGUCAAGUGGCGGUAUGAUCGAACUACCACCAGGUUACCUCAAAGUGCUCAAGCAGCAUUGCGAAGCGAGAGACAUGCUGCUCAUCAUUGACGAAGCUCAGACUGCGCUAGGAAGAGCUGGAGACAUGUUCGCCUUCACACAUCACCCAGAAGAUGAAGGUAUAGUGCCAGACAUCGUCACUCUCAGCAAGACACUGGGUAACGGCAUCCCACUCAGUGCGGUCCUGACGUCGAACAAGAUCGCGCUGCAUGCGAAGGAGAACGACUUUCUCUUCUAUACAACACACAUCAACGAUCCGCUUCCAGCAGCUGUCGGUGACAAAGUGCUCGAGAUCGUGAUUAGAGAUAAUCUCUGCGCCCGGUCAAAGCGCCUUGGAAUUAAGCUGCAGGCUGGUCUUAGAAAUUUACAAAUGCGUUACGAAUGCAUCGGUGAUGUGCGUGGCCGGGGUCUGAUGGGUGGCAUGGAGAUUGUAGGAGACCGCCAGACCAAGGUCGGCGCACCGCAAGUCGGUGCAGCCGUUUCAAAAAAGAUGAUGGAGAUGGGACUUUGGGCGCAAUUGGCUACCAUGGCAUCAUUUGGUGGAGUGUUCCGUAUUGCCCCGCCGAUUACAGUCACUGAGGAGCAAUUGGAUCUUGCCCUUGCCAUCAUCGAAGAGGCCUUGAGAACGACGCCAGGCACGAUGCCGCUGUAUGAUUAAGAUGAGACACCGAGCCGAACUAUAUUGAAUCGAGAUUGUAAGAAAACAUACAGCUGAAGCCUGAAGCGCAAGUCUGCAGUCUUGCUCAGUCUCAUAACUCAAGAAAUAUCCAACCUUAUGUGCUCCUUAAUCAAAUUAACCUCAACCUCCCG